This is a messenger RNA of Erythranthe guttata (spotted monkey flower), 1605 nucleotides long. Lineage: Eukaryota; Viridiplantae; Streptophyta; Magnoliopsida; Lamiales; Phrymaceae. The record is from RefSeq and is a predicted model, not a curated record.
AUGAAUAAUAAAAUUAUGCAAAUUAAGAUAUUGUUAUCUAGUUUCGCAAUUUACAUUUCUAUACAUUUCUUGAUUAACAAUGCGAAUGCUUCAUUUGCUGAUCAUUUGUUUGAUAACUCGAGUUGUAACGGUCGAUACUGGGGCGGUUUUGCAAAUAACAACUGUUCGUGUAAUUUUCUUUACUCCUUGGCCCUUGGAGCAAAUCAGACAGGGGAAAUUUUCUUGAAUUUGGUCCAGGCGGAUUUUUCGGUUUGCGGAGGCUGCUCAGAUUUCUCAACUCUGGAUGUUAAUAAUAAAUUUGGAAAUAGAAUUGAAUUGUUAAGACGUAAAUGCGGGUCGUGCGACUCGUGCUUACGAAGCUGGGAAGAAAUCAAGGAAGCAGAGUCUGAGAUUUGUCGCUUUGCUGUUUUAGUUACGUUAGUUAGUAAAGAUAUUGAAAAUGAAAAACGGGCUUCGAUAAUUUUCGAUUGCCUCGGCAAUCAGCAUAUUUUAGAUUCUGAACUUGCCAAGAAUACUGCGAGGAAGAAAAUACGACCAGGCUUGUGUGUACUAAUUGGAGGCAUCGUUGGAUUUUUUGCGGUAUUAAUAUUUUCGAUAUUGAUUUUGUCGCGCAGAAGAAGAGAGACGCCGGUAGCACCGGUCGAUAAAGAUGAUUGGAAACCUGCGUUAUCCGUACUAUCGAAGGAUUCCGCAUUAAUGAAAAUACCGAUUGAAGAGAUUCUUUCUGCCACAAAUAAUCUACUCGAAUCGAACUUCAUUGGUGAAGGGACAUCAGGAAAGGUGUACAAAGGAGUGUUGUCUAAUAAUCAGUGUGUUGCGAUCAAGAAAGUAACAAACGAUGCAAAUGCCGAUACGUUUAUGAGAGAAAUCGGAAGCCUGGUUCAUGUGAGACACUCAAAUCUAGUGACUUUAAUGGGGUACUGUGAAAAUGAAAGCGAAUGUUUCUUGAUUUAUGAACUUUGUCCGAACGGGAACUUGUCCGAGUGGCUUUACGGAAAAGAUGAUAAAAUUCUGUCAUGGAUUCGAAGACUCGAGAUUGCUAUUGGCAGUGCAAAGGGACUAAGGUUUCUCCACACAUUUCCUCGAGGAUGCAUCGUUCAUCGGGAUAUCAAGCCGACAAACAUACUCAUCGGAACAAAUUUCGAGGCCAAGCUUUCCGAUUUCGGAUUAUCCAAGUUAAUGAAUCUUGGAGAAACAAGUGUCAGUUCCGAAGUACGAGGUACAUUCGGUUACAUUGACCCUGAGUACCACCGAAGCAGUCCCCACGCAAGUGCAAAAAGUGAUAUCUACAGCUACGGAAUCGUACUUCUUCAGAUUCUCUCGGGGAGGAAAGUUAUCGAUAUGAACAUGAAGAAACCCAAGACCUUGGACAAAAUCGCGAAAUCUGUUACGAAGAAUCGAAAAAUUGUAGAAUUUGCUGAUCCGAAUCUUCACGGAGAGUAUUCAAUGGAAGCCUUUCGUCUAGUAUUCGAGCUAGCUAUAUCGUGCACGGGAGAUAAACUAAAGAGACCGUCGAUUAAUGAAGUUGUAACGAAAUUAGAAGAUGCUCUCGGAAUAUCGAAAAGGAUUGAACCUUCUACACCAGAUUGGUCCAAAGUUCCCUAG